AUGAAGAAGCCUAUUACUGCAAGAAAGAUCAAACAUGGUAGGCAUCGUAGCUAUCCAACCCAUAUCACAACACUCAAACCAUCUAUGCGAAAGCUGAAAUCAUUCAUGGUUGCCGAUAUCGAGACACUAUAUCUUGAUGACAUUCAUAAGCCUUAUGCAGCUGGUCUAAUGAUGGUUAGUCCUCAUGAUAAGAUAAAUCAGAGUAUGAUUUCUCACUACUUCAGUGAAGACUACUCUAUAAUCUUGGAUUCCUUUGAAGACUGGAGUACAAAAGUACUUUAUAACUUAGUAUUAAAGAUAUUAACUAUUGUUAAAAGAGCUAAAUCAACUUUAACUAUUUACUUCCACAACUUCUCUAGAUUCGAUGGAAUUCUCUUGCUUAAGCACCUAGCAUAUCAUCACAAGAGCUUGAAGCUUAAACCACUGAUGAGAAACAAUAGGCUUUACGAGUUAGCUGUCUAUCGCAAUAAGAAGAUGUUAUUCCGCUUCAGAGACUCCUUGAAUCUACUCCCUGGCAAACUGAGCUCCCUUGGGAACAAUCUUUGCCCGGAUCUUGGACCAAAAGGCUCAAUCUCAAUCCCAUAUGACAAACUGAAAGUAGAGGAUCUGGUUAAUAAUAAGAGGGAAUUGUUGGAUUAUAUGAAACAGGAUAUUCGUCUAUUGGGUGGAGUAAUGCAAAAAGCACAAAAGAUAUAUUGGGAGGUGUACAAGGUGGACAUUGAAAAGAGAAUAACCCUUUCCUCACUUGCUCUUAGCAUCUUUCGUUUAAAAUAUCAAGAACAAUAA
Messenger RNA from Cucurbita pepo subsp. pepo (vegetable marrow), 786 nucleotides. Lineage: Eukaryota; Viridiplantae; Streptophyta; Magnoliopsida; Cucurbitales; Cucurbitaceae. The record is from RefSeq and is a predicted model, not a curated record.